Molecule: messenger RNA, 964 nt
Organism: Pectinophora gossypiella (pink bollworm)
Lineage: Eukaryota; Metazoa; Arthropoda; Insecta; Lepidoptera; Gelechiidae
Gene: RpL7A
Product: 60S ribosomal protein L7a
Exons: 7
Coding region: 136-942 (268 amino acids)
Biological process (GO): ribosome biogenesis
Cellular component (GO): ribonucleoprotein complex
Source: RefSeq, a predicted model, not a curated record
CAGUAGCUGUCAUCGUGACGUUUUCUCGCUCGUUCAGUCUUUUUGUUUCGGCCAUUUUUGCCGAAAGUUUGGUGUUCGACAUAGGUCACGAAUCUCUUCGUGGCCUUUAGAUCACUGAGUUAAAAACUAAUCAACAUGGUGCAGAAGAAGCCGAAGAAGAAGGUAGGAAAGAAGGUAGCGGCCGCUCCUCUGGUCGUGAAGAAAGUUGAGCCUAAGAAGAUCGUCAACCCUCUCUUCGAGAAGAGGACGAAGAACUUUGCCAUUGGCCAAGACAUCCAGCCUACCCGUGACCUCUCCAGGUUUGUGCGAUGGCCGAAGUACAUCCGCAUCCAGCGGCAGAAGGCUGUGCUCCAGCGCCGUCUCAAGGUGCCACCGCCAAUCAACCAGUUCACCCAGACUCUUGAUAAGACUACAGCCAAAGGUCUGUUCAAAAUCCUUGAGAAAUACAGGCCAGAAACUGCUGCCGCCAGGAAAGACAGACUGAAGAAGGCUGCCGAAGCCAAGGUCGCGAAGAAGGAUGAGCCUCCACCAAAGAGGCCCAACACCAUCCGCUCUGGAACCAACACAGUGACCAAGCUGGUCGAAAAAAAGAAGGCACAGCUGGUCGUCAUCGCUCACGAUGUUGACCCCAUUGAGUUGGUCCUCUUCCUGCCAGCCCUGUGCCGUAAGAUGGGUGUCCCAUACUGCAUUGUUAAGGGCAAGUCCCGUCUUGGAGCCCUGGUACACCGCAAGACCUGCACCUGCCUCGCGCUCACAAAUGUUGAGUCCGGCGACCGUGCCGCCUUCAGCAAGGUGGUGGAAGCCAUCAGGACGAACUUCAACGAGCGCUAUGAGGAGCUCAGGAGACACUGGGGCGGAGGCACCCUCGGAAACAAGUCCAACGCGCGCAUCGCUAAGCUCGAGAAGGCUAAGGCCCGUGAGCUCGCGCAGAAACAGGCGUAAGCGCAAUAAAAUUUAACUUGUA